Molecule: messenger RNA, 5218 nt
Organism: Owenia fusiformis
Lineage: Eukaryota; Metazoa; Annelida; Polychaeta; Sabellida; Oweniidae
Source: the annotation of a GenBank genome assembly
CUGGAAGAUGAACAGGAAACUAUUGGAGAAAAGGAAGGUACUCUAACAGAACAAAAGUCAAAUGAUGCAGGAAAUGAUAAAGAAGAUGAGGAAAUUGUACCUGAAAAUGAGAAUACUAUACUGGAAAAGGGGGCUGAGACAUUAGUAUCGCCUAAAAGAGGACGUGGUCGGCCUUCAAAGAAGAGGUUAUCUGUAUCAAGUAAUGUAAGUAAUGAAAACAUUACUGAUGAAAAACCUAACACUGAAGAUGACGCUAUUGUUGAAACUGUUGAAGCGAAAGGAGAUGCUGUAAUACAACAAAAUGAUGAAGGGGAUGUUAAAGGAGAUGAAAAAAUUGUACCCAAUAAUGAGAAAGUUAAACUGGAAAAGGAGACUGAGACAUUAGUAUCGCCUAAAAGAGGACGUGGUCGCCCUUCAAAGAAGAGGUUAUCUGUGUCAAGUAAUGGAAGUAAUGAAAACAUAAAUGAUGAAACACCUGCUAAACCAGAAGAUGAACCUGAAACUAUUAGAGUAAAAGGAGAUGCUCUUACUGAACAAAAAUUAAAUGAUGCGGGAGAUGUCAAAGAAGAUGAGAAAAGUGUACUGGAAAAAGAGACUGAGACACUAGUAUCGCCUAAACGAGGCCGUGGUCGCCCUUCAAAGAAGAGAUUUUCUGUGUCCAGUAAUACAAGUAAUGAAAAUGUAACUGAUGAAAAACCUAAUGCUGAAGAUGAUACCAAUACCUCCUUAAAAACAAGCCCUAAAGAAACUACACCAGAUAAUAAAAAUGAUAACACUGGUAGUCAAAUAGCACAAACUCUAGAACCAGAAAAUGGAUCUCAAGUACCAAGUGAGGAUACAUUGAAGGUUGAGAAAACCUCUAGGAGUCAAAAACCUAUCAGCCAAAAUGUUCCGAAAGAACUUGCUGUCCCUAUUCCACAAGAGAACAUGGGAGUUGAUGCUGAAUAUCUCCCCUUAUUCCAUCAACCGAUAAUUGUUGAAGGCAAGCGUGCCCGUAAACCUAAAAAACGUUACGAUGAAGAAGAAUACAUAUCACCAAAAGAAAUCUCAUCGCCCAACUCUUCAUCAAAAAGCCCUAGAGUCGAGGAUAAGGCAGUAAAAGAAGACGCUAAGAGUCCAAGGAGUCAGAAAAAAUCAGCUGAAGAUAAAGCGAGGGCCGCUGCAGAAAAUACACCCAUUGUAGAGUCACCAAAGAAGAAAUCAAAGCCAAUUGUUGAAUCACCAAAGAAGAAAUCCAAGCCUGCACCGGCAGAGGGGACAAUAAAUUUUAAGAACAUACAAGAUAAGAUUCGACCAAAGAAAGUUAAAGUCAUCAAGUCAGCACCAAGUACACCAAAGUCUGCUGCUGCAGUUCAGUCUCCAAAAGGCCCAGGCCAAUCUGAAGAUAAGAAGGUGAAGAAGAGAGAUGUGAUUUUGGAGAGACCAGAUGGAUCUAUGUAUAGAAAGUGUGGGAUGUCUCGCUGUACUUCUGAUAUUCCUAUCUGUGCCAUACGUUGUGCUGCACGUUGCUGUGGAGAUGGCAUGACAUCACGAUGGUACCAUCUAUCAGCUGGAGAGCACUACUGCAAUGACUGCUUCGAGUACUAUUAUAGAAGUCAGAAGGCAGGAUUUCCCAUGCUGGAACAGUGGAAGAAAGAGUGGUCAGAGAAUGGAAAAACAGAACCUACAAUUAAAACAUUCAUGAUCGAUCAGGUGCUAUUUUACUGGGUUCAAUGCAAUGAGUGUAGGAAAUGGCGAGAGAUGUCAGCUAAUUUCCAGCUGACACCUGAAUUUAUACGCAAGUUUGUGUGUGGGAUGUCAGAGGAUGAAGAAGAAACUGGAUCCCCUUCAGAGACAGAAUGUGCCAAACCCAUGGACAAGAGAGCUGAGGAAGUGUUAGAUGAGAACUGGAUUACUAGUUUGAUCCUGCCUCCAUACCUCAAGUUCUCCCCCUCCACCCCCUUCCUUGCCUCCUAUUAUCCUGACUGUGUGGGCCUCAGUGCUGUUGAUAAUGAACUACCUACAAACAUGGCACACCUUAAAGCAGAUAAAGAAAAUAAUUUUGAUGCUGGGCCUCCACAUGUGUCAGGGACGAGUCGAUUUAUGCACAUGUUUGCUGAACCCACUGAUGUUGCCAUGGCAAUGUGCUACAAGCCAGAGGUGAUGGACAGCGAUGAAGUGGAGACAUUCUCAGAAUAUGCCCAUGCACAACACAUGUACCUCUCACUUAGAAAUCUGGUGCUGUCACUCUGGUGCUUAAAUUAUAAGGAGUAUUUAACAGUGGAUCGUUGUGUGCCAUACUUAAUCUGUCGAGGUCUUGUGAGGAUAAGAUGUCACUAUGAGAUAGAUCGCAUCAUUAGAUAUCUCACACAGAAGGGUGCCAUAAACACAGGCAUAUUAAGAAAUCUACCAAAAGAGAUCUACUUUGAUUCAGAUGAACAGCUAAAACAGGCCAAGGUGCUUGUAAUUGGAGCAGGUGCCUCGGGAAUAGCAGCAGCUCGGCUUCUCCAGCUUCUUGGCCUGGAAGUGACAGUCCUAGAGGCCAGGGAUAGGCUUGGGGGUAGGGUGUGGGACAGACCCCUGGGUCAAGCAACUGUAGGAGAGGGAGCCCAGGUCCUUAGUGGAAGUCUCAACAAUCCAUUUGCUCUCAUCUGUCAACAGAAAGACAGGCCUCUGAGUGAACUAUCUGAGAACUGUAGGUUGAUAGAGCCUGGUGGUGCUACAGUUGACUCAUAUACAGACCAUACCAUAGAAUUCCACUUUAAUGCCAUGCUGGAUAACAUUGCUGAGUGGAGAAAGAAAAAUAAGAAUAAAAAGGACACAAAUCUUAUGGCUAAAUUCAAAGAGAUGCACAAUCAGUUUAUUGAGGAGUCAGGCAUGCAGUUUUCUGAAAAAGAGCUCAAAAUGUUAGACUUCCAUGUUGGUAACCUGGAGUAUGUAUGUGGUGCAACUCUGGAUAAGAUCUCCGCAACAAACUGGGAUCAAAAUGAAGCAUUUCCACAGUUUGGUGGCAAACAUGCAAUAUUGAAAAAUGGUUAUGGUGAAAUUCUGCAAAAGCUUGCGAAAGACCUGAAUAUAGAGUAUAAUACAAUCGUAUAUAGUGUUGAUUAUAGUGGUGACCAAGUGAUAGUGUCUGACAGUGGCAAGAGGAAGUGGACUGCUGAUAAAGUUGUUAUAACUGUACCUCUAGCCAUAUUACAAGGAGAACAGAUCAAGUUCACACCCAAGCUGAAUGCAGAAAAGAUAGCAGCCUUCAACAGCUUAGCUACUGGCCAUGUAGAAAAGGUGACCUUGUUGUUCCCUCGUUGUUUCUGGAAAUCCAAGUUGAAUGGGAACAGCUACUUUGGACGUGUUGUAAGCAAAGAGAAAGACAGGGGACUCUUCUCAGUGUUCACUGAUUUGUCAACACAGAAUGAGGAAGGUGCUAGCUAUAUUCUGAGUACUCAUAUAUGUGGAGAAGCCCUGAGUAAUCUGCAGCAGAAGUCAGACAAGCAGGUGGUUGACAUGGCAAUGAAGAUUCUCAAUGAACUCUUCCCUGAGGAGGAUGUUCCCAAGCCAACAAAGUACUAUGUGAGCCACUGGAGCAGUGACCCAUACUCCAAGAUGGCCUAUAGUUAUGUGCCAGUUGGCUGUGAUGCGAGUGUCUUUGACCAGAUUGCUCGAUCUGUAGCUGACAAGUUGUACUUCGCAGGCGAGGCAACAAACAGACAGCAUCCACAGACAGUGACUGGGGCCUAUCUUAGUGGUAUACGAGAAGCCAACAAAAUCAUAGAUUCACUUGUAGAAGGAAGACCAGCAAAACCAGAAAUACCUGCUAUCAAAGAAACUCCUAAAUCAAAAUCAAGAACAAAGGACAGAAGUCCUAAAACUGAAACUCCAAAUAAUGAAUCAAAUCCUGCUAAGAGAAAAAAGAAAUCUGAUACCCCAAAACCUGAAGCUACCCCAAAAUCAAAGAAAGAGAAAUCCGAUAUCCCCAAAGCAGAAUCAAUUUCAACUUUAAAAUCAAAGAAAACUAAAUCCGAAAGUCCAAAACCUGAAACAAACAAAAGCCAAGUGGCAAAGAAAAAGAAAUCAGACACUCUUAAAAAUGAAUCUGUAGUGAAGAAACGGAAAACAAAGGCAUCAAAAGAUGACAGCACUGAAGAAAAGACUGAUGUUAAACAUAUAUCUCCCUCAAAUACUCAAGCUUUGCUAGGCUCUAUAGGUCUUGAUAUUGUGGGAGAAUACCUUUCAAGUACAAAGGAAGAUGAAACCCAAGAUGACUACAAGGACAUUAUAACCGAAGCGCCUGACAAAGUGUUGGCAAAUGGGGAUGAAGCACAUGAAAGCAGAAACACUCAGGAAAAAGAAUCUUUAAAUAGUUCAAAUGUUUCUAAUGGAGAACACACUGAGAACUCUGACAAAGAAACUGAAGCUAAGGAAGAACAUUCUGAAAGUACAGAGAGUAAAGAGUGUGAAAAUGAGACUGCAUCUGAAGAUUCAUCAAAGGAAGAGGAAAUUGAAUCACAAAAUGAGACUGCAACAGGAAAGGAUGAACAUAAAGAAGGCAUUCACAAAGAUGAGAAUGAACCAUUGGGUAAUGAUCUCAAGGCCAGUGAUCAAGCUGAAUUAAACAUUGUCAAAGAAAAUGUUGAGGAUGAUGGAUCUCAAAAUGGUGACAAAAUGGAAGGAAAUACUGUUGAUGAUAAUGAAAAUAGCAAUGAAUUAGAAGAUAAUGUAAACAAAAUGGACGAAACUGUCACUCGAGAAGAUGGUCUUAUCAAAUCUAAAAUUGACAGCAUGGAGGAAAAUGCUGAGAGAAAUUGUGAUGAUGACAACCAAAUGGAUGACAGUAUAAAGGAACCAAAUGUAUGUGAACCAAAAUUAAAGACUGCAGAUGAUCCGAAUACAUCAGCAACAGAAAGAACAAAGGACACUGAGUGUGGUGAUGAAGAAGAAAGUAUGGAUACAACUUGAAUAUUAACAUUAAUAUGCAUGAUUCUAAGCUUUACAAAUCCCAUAAUUGAGAUUGUGGAGAUACCAGGAGAAUGUUUAAUAAUAUUUUAGACUGAAUCGCAUGAAAACUACAAUGAUCUACCAUCUCUUCAGAAUGAAAUAACUGGUUGGGCAUACAUCGACAUUUUAGUAUUGAUAUUUCAUAAUGUUGCACCACAUCAGUCUUCAUACACUCCUGGUUUAUAUUGACUCUACUAGAAAAUGAUAUGAUGAAUACUAUUACAGUGAAACCUGUAUAUCUGAA